Copidosoma floridanum is the source of this 657-nucleotide messenger RNA. Its product is annotated as ribonuclease Oy-like. The record is from RefSeq and is a predicted model, not a curated record. NCBI's taxonomy places the organism in Eukaryota, Metazoa, Arthropoda, Insecta, Hymenoptera, Encyrtidae. Gene Ontology annotation, biological process: RNA catabolic process. Gene Ontology annotation, cellular component: extracellular region. Gene Ontology annotation, molecular function: RNA binding; ribonuclease T2 activity.
GAUCUGCUGGUUAUCAAACAAAUGUGGCCACAAACCGCGUGUUGGAACAUCAACCACAUAUGGACAAACAAAUCGAACGAGUGUAGUCCUUGCAGCCUACCCCUGGCUAAGCACCAGUGGACCCUCCACGGGCUGUGGCCCUCGAACUCCAAAGGUAGCCACCCGUUCUACUGCAACAACAAUGUUAAGUUCAACCGGAAUCUCUUGGGCAAGGAGCUGAUCGACCAGAUGGAAGAGAAGUGGAUGACGUUGGACUUGGACACGGACAACGAGGUGUUCUGGAGACACGAGUGGAAUAAGCACGGGACGUGCGCCAUGAACCUCCCCAGCACCGACUCUAUGUCAAAGUAUUUCAUCAAGGCCAUCCAGCUGCUGAAUCAGUACAACGCUGGGAGGAUCCUUGCGGAAGCGGGAAUUUUGCCAGGGGGGACUUAUGCUUACAGAGACGUGGUAUCUGCCGUCGAAGAAUCCUUGGGGGUCAAAGUGAACGUGGGCUGUGCUAAGCAUUCGAUGUCCAAAAAAUCAUACUUACAUGAGAUGGGAGUGUGUUUCAAUACGUGGUUCGAGUUGGUUGACUGUCCUUACGGGAAAAACUACUGCAAAGAGGAAGUCUUGUAUCCUAAGACUCGCGAUGAGUGUCAGAGAUUUUAUCCAUAA